Erinaceus europaeus (western European hedgehog) is the source of this 2070-nucleotide messenger RNA. RefSeq names its product multiple coagulation factor deficiency 2, ER cargo receptor complex subunit (gene MCFD2). Gene Ontology annotation, molecular function: calcium ion binding. The record is from RefSeq and is a predicted model, not a curated record. The coding region runs from base 55 to 420 and encodes 121 amino acids. Lineage: Eukaryota; Metazoa; Chordata; Mammalia; Eulipotyphla; Erinaceidae. The transcript has 3 exons.
CUGGGGCUGGCAGCUCCCAUCACGGCAGUGUGGGCCUGGAUAAGAAUACGGUGCAUGAUCAAGAGUACGUAUUCAGCCUAUGCUGUGGUCCUGAGCUUCCUCACCAUGUGUGGCUGCUCUCAGAUACGAUGGCAUAUCAUGGAGCAUCUAGAAGGUGUCAUCAACAAACCAGAGGCGGAGAUGUCCCCACAAGAACUGCAGCUUCAUUAUUUCAAAAUGCAUGAUUAUGACGGCAAUAAUUUGCUUGACGGCCUAGAACUCUCCACAGCCAUCUCUCAUGCCCAUAAAGUGGAAGGGAAUGAACAGGCACCAAUGAGUGAAACUGAACGAAUUACCUUAAUAGAUGGUGUCUUGAGAGAUGACGACAAGAAUAAUGAUGGAUACAUCGAUUAUGCUGAAUUUGCAAAGUCACUACAGUAGAUAUAUUUGACUUUUACCUAGUUACAUGCAAAUGUGACCCUCAGUAAUGUGAUUCAUUAUUUUCAAAGUAACUCACUUCCACCUACUACUACUGUAUUCUGGUAAAAACUAAAAACAAGACAGAAAAACCUUUGGCAGUAUGUUACACUAAGAGUGAAAAUGAAAAACCCAGAAAGAAAUGGGGCAUGUUAUAGUUCUUAAGUACUCUAAAUCUCUUAUCAGACAGGAGCUUGAUUAAAGAUUUUUAAAGAAUAUUGGCUAAUAGGAGCUGAGUACUCAGGAAUUGGACUAUAGAAUACUGUUAGUUUCUUGAUUUUAAUUCAUGCUAUCUGAAAAGUAAGACAAACUUUGCCAAGUGGGCAUACUUUCCAGUAACAGGGAAUGAAUGCCAAAUCUUCCCCUUGGUUUUUUUCCCCCAUUCUCUCUCUGUCUCUCUCUCUAUAUAUCUCCCUCUCCCUCCUCCCCCUCUUUCACCCUCUCUUUCUCCCUCCCUCUCCCCCCUCCCUUUUCCUUUUCCCCCAGGUAAACAUGGUCAGUAUUCUGUUAAGUUGUUUUUUUAAUACUUUAUUUUUAUCAACACCAGAUAAAGAUGGGAUGCUUGGGAUCAAUCUUCAAACCUCAAGACUAUGGCCAUUGUAGUCCCUUUCACUUUUCCUUGUCUCAGCUUGGUUCCUUUUGAUUCUCCUAAAAAGAAAGUAUAUAUUCUGUUAAGUUUUCUUGGUCUAGAUGAUUACUUGCUUUGUGCAAGUGAGUAUUUAUUAGGCUAUUUUUAAGCCACAAGCAUAAGAAGAAUGUCAAAGGUUGAGUUCUGCUAGCCACAGAGUUGUUAAGUUUCUGUAUUUUCUGGCAUUUUGGAAAUAAUAACACCACUGAUUUAAGUGAUUAACCUUUCCAAGUUUUUUAGCAUUUUAUAAAAAUACUGCCAUAUCUUUCUGUGGUAUUUCUUUUGUCUUUUUUAGCAUUGGAGAGGCUUUGAAUUUAAAGUAUUCUCUAAUCAGUAGCAUAUAGUUUAACUUUCUUAAUGUUUCUAUUCAACUCUUGUUUGUAGGGUUUUAUUUUUGCAGUUUAGAAACUAUCAGGAAUGUUAGGAUUUUAUCUCUACCUGAUGCAGUGGGGGUAAAACUACUAGCUGACUUAGCCUAAAUGAGAAAUGGCAAAAUCAUUCACCUAGCACAGUGAUCAGCCUGAUACAAGUUACAUCUAGAGGGAAUGUUGUUUAAAUUACCUCUUUUAGCCUGAAUAUGUGAAUUUUUUUUCAGGUUAAGAUUAGAAAAAGAAGCUUAAAAACUCUACAUUGUAAAUGUGAAAAGUAGUUGAAAAUAAGAAGUAGUAACAAAUUGCAUUUGUCUUAUUGGAUGUGAUGGACAUGCUAUGAUAGAAAAUUUGAAAGAAUGUUUGAAUGGAGAAAACUACAUAAAAUUUGCUGUGAGACAUAUAGAUUUAUUUUCUUUAUUAAAGUAUUCUUAUAAGAAAAUACACAUUUGUAAAAAUGGUUUCCUGUGUUAAGUAUUUGUGCAAUCAGAGCUGAACUGUAAAAUAAACUAUUCUUGUAAUAGCCAGUUAUUUUGAAAGGUUUAUAUAGUAAAUUCUGGAUAUAUGACCAAUUAAAAUAAUGAAACAAAAUAAAGAGCAGUUAUUUUGUCCUCAUAA